AUGGAGAGAAGAGCUGCCCAGCUGGUCUGUUCUGUGCUGCUGUGUAUCAUCACCCAGGUGUGGUGCCAGCUGUGUAUGGGGCCCUGUCACUGUCCACCAACCGUGCCACGCUGCCCCGCCGGCAUUCCUCUGAUGUUAGACAGCUGUGGCUGCUGCCAGCUGUGUGCCAGGCAGGAGGGUGAGGCCUGCACCGACCGGCUGCCCUGUGACACCCAGAGAGGGCUGCAGUGUGACUACAGCGCCAGCUUCCCCGGCGGACCAGGACAGUGUGUCGGUCGGAACGAGCUGGGCUGUGAGGUAAAUGGCAGGAGGCUGGAGGAGGGACAGGUAUUUCAGCCUUCCUGCGCCCAGCUCUGCCACUGCCUGGGAGGGGGCGUGACCUGCGUACCACUGUGCAGCGAUGAUCUGCAGGGACCUGCUGAUAAAUGCCCCAACCGUCAGCUGGUGAGACUGCCAGGGCGCUGCUGCAAAGAGUGGGUGUGUGACGGCACAGACAACAGCAUUUCCUCAAAUCCAUCAGCAGCAGAGCAGGAGCAUCAGGACCACGGGGGUGGGCUGUCUGGCCUGCCAUUAGGCUCCAUCUCCAACUGCAUCGAGUGGACCUCAGACUGGAGCCCCUGUUCCCACAGCUGCGGCCCAGGUGUCUCCAGCCGCACCACCAACAGGAACCGGGCCUGUCUCAUGCGGACUGAGACCAGACUGUGCCAGGGGCUGAAGGUGUGUGAGAGCAGCUACAGUUCACCUCUUUCCAUUCAGCUUGAACACCAGGGCUGCUGGAGCACCAGAGCCUACCGCCCCAGGUUCUGUGCCCUGACCUGUCCGGAGGGAGUCUGCUGCAGCCCCUCCCACACCAGGACAGUGCAGAUAGUCUUCCGCUGUCCCCAGGGUAGGCUCAUCCAGCAGCAGGUGAUGAUGAUCGAGUCCUGCUUCUGCAGUAUCGCCACCUGCCGCCAAUCCCCAGUCACAUCCAGCCGAACAGUCCUGCCCUGGUUGUGA
This is a messenger RNA of Seriola dumerili (greater amberjack), 996 nucleotides long. Its product is annotated as WNT1-inducible-signaling pathway protein 2-like. The record is from RefSeq and is a predicted model, not a curated record. Bases 1 to 996 code for a protein of 331 amino acids. NCBI's taxonomy places the organism in Eukaryota, Metazoa, Chordata, Actinopteri, Carangiformes, Carangidae. The transcript has 5 exons. Gene Ontology annotation, molecular function: integrin binding; heparin binding. Gene Ontology annotation, biological process: signal transduction; cell adhesion. Gene Ontology annotation, cellular component: extracellular matrix; extracellular region.